UCAGUUAUUUUCACCUGAUACAAUCAACAAGUAUUGUUAAUUGAUCUUCGUUAUCUCUCUACUGCCUUGUGUUAAUGUCUGACAGUCAUUAGAACUAACAGUUGUGUAAAUGUUUAAGAGACGAAACAAACUAAACAUGAAUGAAACAUAAAAUAGUUGGUGAAAAUAACACCGAGAGUAAACACUGCAAGGCUCCCCUGACAGGUUGGGUGUUGAGUGGAGCGUGAGAAAAUGAAUAAUGAUAAUAAAGUUGAGAAACUUCCUCACCACAAGCAGAUGGAGUUCUGUCUCACAAGAGCAAAGUACCGGCAAGGGAAGAAGUUAACGGCUGUCAAGGUUUACACCGUGAAUGAUGAGUCUAAAUACCUUAUCAUCAACGGUGUUCCGGCGAUCAAACUGGUGACGGAGCUAGAGAGAGUGUGCCUCAAGUAUGGGGAUAUUGAACUUUUGAAACUGUUACCUGAUUAUCCAUGUGAAGAUUACUCUGAGGUGUACUUACUCAAGUAUCACAACAUCAAGAGUGCGAGGUUUGCCAAGAUUCAGUUGGACGGCAAGUCAUUUUACGGCGGAGUGUUACACGUGUGUUACGCUCCGGAGCUGGAGUCAGUGGAGGACACAAGGGAGAAACUCCACGACAGAAGGAAGACUAUUGCAGCUCUCACCAGGUACAGGCGUGACCCAUCUCUUGUGAACCCAUCAAAGAAAAAUAAAAAUAAAAUUUUAAAUCCAGUAGCAGAACGUUAUUUAGAACAUUUGAAACCAGAACUAAAGAAUGUUAACUCAGACAAGCUACAUAGUCGAGUAGCAGUAGAAGGUCCUUCAAGAGUGAAUGUUACAACUCCCACAUUCCCACAUGAUGAUGAUAAUAUAUUUAAGAGAAAUUGUGUAAGUAGUUCAUUAAGUGAUGAGGGAGAAGUAAAAGGUGAGGCUGCUUCUACUAGUAAGAGUGUCUCCUCACGUACUCCAGUGGCAAGUAAGUCCUUACAAGAGCUUCAAAAUAUAUUUAUUCCUCCUCAAGUUAAAAGAAAAACAAAUUUUUGUGGUCCUUCAACAACCACUGUGAAAAAAAUAAGAGUAUUUGGUAAUAAAAAUAUUUUAUCAUAUAAAUCCAAUAAUAAAUGAUGAUGGGAAGAACUUGUCUGUAUAUAAUGUUGAAUAUAGUGAGCUACUGUAUUAAUGUUUACUCCCAGUUCACAGUGUUCAAGACUAAUUCAGUUCCAAGUCUGUUUCAUGUUACAUUUUUUUUUAUGAUAAAAAUUUUGUGAUAUCAAGUACUGUAUCCUGAUGGUCUCAGUGAACUAUAAAAGUUAAUGGUUCUUAAAUAAUACAUUUGAUAAAUUAA
Molecule: messenger RNA, 1342 nt
Organism: Homarus americanus (American lobster)
Lineage: Eukaryota; Metazoa; Arthropoda; Malacostraca; Decapoda; Nephropidae
Product: RNA-binding protein 48-like
Exons: 2
Coding region: 232-1122 (296 amino acids)
Cellular component (GO): nucleoplasm
Molecular function (GO): nucleic acid binding
Source: RefSeq, a predicted model, not a curated record